Molecule: messenger RNA, 16145 nt
Organism: Podarcis lilfordi (Lilford's wall lizard)
Lineage: Eukaryota; Metazoa; Chordata; Lepidosauria; Squamata; Lacertidae
Source: the annotation of a GenBank genome assembly
UUUAAAUUUCAUUUUUUUUUUUUAAAGCAAUGCUAGGAUUGCACCUGAUCACCAUGAGUUGUGAAUCUGGGUUCCAUCUUCCCCUUAGCCUGCUUAGUCAGCCCUGAUUAAGCUGCUAUUUCCCAGUCAGUAUGCAAAACAGGAAUACUAAUCAAUGUGCCCUGCCAGUUAUUUAGGAAGACACAACAUCUUCAAACCAGGAGAGGUCUGGAGGGUGGCAACACAAGAAAUGGCCUUUUCUACUGUGGCUCUCGUUUUAUGGGAUGCUAUCCUCAGGAAGGUGCCUUCAUUACAUCUCUUUAUGCACCAGUCAAAAGCAUUUUUACAUAUCUUUGGCUGGUUAACAUUCUAAGGCCUUUUAAAUGUGCUUGUGGGAAGGGAGGUCACUGGUUUUUGUUGCAUGUAUUUCGUGUUGUGAACCGCCCUGAGAUCUUCGCGUGAGGGGCGGUAUACAAAUUUAGCAAAUAACAGCCAUCAGCAUAGAGAAGAAGGAAAGGGGGGCGGGGGAAAGCUUGCUACUCUCUGGGGGAAAAACACACCGGCGCAACCCGCCUACUACUGGACAUAAACUCUGUUGCCACAAAGAGGAUCGGAGGCGUAGUCGAAAGAGCUCUGCAACGCGCAGGUGCGAGGAAGCACCCCUCCGACUACAUAUCCCAGGAUGCACUGCUCCAGGCGCUGAGGGAAAGCUUGGCGAGCCCCGGCCUUCCUCGAUUGCUGGGAGUUGUAGUCUCCGAAAGGCUUGGGCGGCGAAGUGGAGGCAGCCGCGUCGGGAAGUGGAGCUCGCGAGGGGCGACAAGUGUCAUGGACAAGCUGAAGCGGGUUCUCAACGGGAAGGACGCCGAGGAGCCGGGGCCACUGGCGGAGGUAAACCCCGGGGGAGGGGGAAAGUGUGGGGUGAAGGAGGCUCUCUCCAUGGCUUUGUCGCCCGGUCUGCCUCAGGCAGCUCCUUUCGCCGCCCCGGUUCCUUCUCCGCCCCCCUAAGGCGCUUAGCCCCCCUCACCAAUUUCAGGGGAGCAGCUGAGGCCGUCGUUGUUGCUUGGCCUUUUGGGGCCCCUUCCGUUCCUCUCCUCUCCGCACCUUUCCUCAACUACCUGCUAUUUCCCUCCCCCACCCCAUAAAGGAAGGUCGCCUAUAACCUUCCCCCGUGCCAGGGGGGCUUUCUGAGCCUUCGACUGCGCCGUGAGAGACCCUUCCUAGCGCCCAGCUCUCUCUCCCCUCUCUUGGCCAAAGUGCGUGUUGAUGCUUCUCGUUUAAUUGCUGCCUUCCUGCCCGCCCAGGUGUUUGGGAUCUGACGUCACAAGCUCCAGGAAAAAAACCCCAGGAUCCAAGCUCUCAUCCUGUGUACAGUGUACACGCUAAGUACUGCUCAAAGCUCUCUUCGCCCCACUUCAUUUGACCCGAGGGAGGGGAAAAAAAUGCUGCCUCCCCUUUUGGUACUUACCUGUUGCUGAACUGGACUCGAACCCACACCUUGCUUGUAAUUCAGCAGGUGCUGAAUAGGUGCACAGAGUCCACCCAGGUUAAGGCGGUUCUAGAGAAAUUAAUUUGGCGUUUAUGCAUCCGACCAAAGAGUCAUAAGUUGGUUUCGCCGGUUUGUCUUUCAACAGAUCACUUGGCUUAAAUGCAUUUCUUUUGACAUACUGAAGGAAGAGUGAAAAAUACAGGACAGACUGAAUGGCUGCCUAUCAUGACAGCUAUAUAUUUACUCUAGUAUCACACCCAGGAUGCCUCUGAAUACCAGUUGCUAGAGAGCAGGAGCUGAAGAGUGUUAGUGUGUUAAUAUUGCACAUCUGGUUGGCCACUGUGAGAACAUGAUCCUAGGCUACGGAAGGGCACUUCUUGUACUGUAUUCUUUUGUGCUCAAGGGAUGAAGGCCAAAGGGAAGCUGUGUCAUAAUUGUUUACUACUAACGGCACCCUGGGUAGAACUUGCAAAACGUAAGGAGAUGGAAAGCGAAACACCACUGUCUCAUGGUGUAUCUUUGUGAUGGUUUGUUAUGUUCUAAAACUUAGCCUGCAAGCUUUAGUUGACCAAUUAAUGCAAAUCAAAUCAAUACUGAUUGGUGAAGCCCAUAAGUAAAACCUGUUUUGGUUUUGCUGUGUAACUGUGAUAGGGGGCUAGAAAGAAAAUACUAUGGACAGCAUUUUCUUCCAACAAAGGUGCAGUUUCUUGCAUAAAUGGAAGUGCAUUCUGCUAGUACAAAGUCAGCUCUGAAUGCAACCCUUGGCAUCAGCUGGUUCCCCAGAGUAAUUCAACACAAUAAAUGUAGGCUUAAUUGGGGGGGGGGGGCUUUUAGAAUGGUGGGGUGAGGGGUGAAAAAUUAUUGGAUCCUCUGUGGUUCUUAUCCUUGCCGCUACUUGUGCUGUUUACUCUAGCUUGGCAGAUGUAGCAUGAUAUUCUAUUCCCAGUUUAACAGGACUAAUCUUGCUGUAGGGAGAUAGGCAUACUUCUUGUGUGCUCUGUUUGGUAAACAGCUUGAUGAAUACUUAAUUACCUUUUUUUUUUUUUGGCCGGUGUUACAGCAUAUCAAGAGUAAGGGAAUCUUUUAAAAUUCAAAGUGACUUUAAAAGUAAUGUAAAUGGUUAGAAAAGUGGGAUAGUUGUACUGCAUUUUAUUUUAUUUUUAAAGGGCAUUGCAUAAGUGCUUCAGGAGAUCAGUAAUACAAAGUUCACAAGAUGAGGCUUAUCAUGUUUGUUUGUGGAGAGAGUUGUCAUUAUCACUAGUGAUAUACCUAUGACACUUGCACAACUACAGUGCUAUGCUGUAGUUUCAGCAGCAAGGAAUUCACCUCUGAAAGGGGAUUCUGAAUGCCCUUGUUAAUAAAUACAUUUGGGCUGGGAAAACACAACAUCCCUGCAGGAAACCAGCAACCUUGAAGUUUGCAUCUGGAAGUAUCUAAGUUAACAUUGCUAAGAGACUUUGCUGCUAAGAGACUUUGCUCCAUAUCAGGUAGUCCUGGGUUUUCAUCUCUGCUCUGCCAUGAACUCACCAAGUGGCCUUAGGCAAGCCAGUCGCUCAGUCUCAGUCCUCACCUCCGUUUGCAAUCUGACGGAUAAUAACACUCAUGUAACUUACAGGGUUUUAGUAAGGAUUGCAACUAGAUAAUUGAAGCUCUUUGAACACUUGAAAAUGCUCUAGACAUGUUGGGCACGAUAAUCUUUAUUUAUGUCCCAGGAUGAUCUUUGUUUAAAUUUAGUUUGCUUUUCCCAUCAAUUUAUUAUCAAAAUACAAGAAUUUUGAACAAAAUAAUUUGUUGCAAAAUAUACAAAUAAAUUCAAAUACAACAAAAUAUUUUGGAAACAUAGGAUCAGUUCCAUUCUACUUUUUUUGUUUCCAUGUUUUAGCUGCUUGGAUUUCAGACAACUGCAUAUUAAUUGACUGAUGCUAUAUAGAUUAAAAAACUAAAUGGUUUUGCUAUUCUUGGAUUUUAUAACAAUGACUAAAAUGAUCUAAAUCUGCUUUUAUUACAGGAAUGCCCUUGCUUACAAAAUAUUUAUACUCCGAUAGCUGAUAGAAACUUGAUAGUAUUUUCUAAACUAUAUUAUGUCAUAAGAAGGAAUUAGUAAAGUAGAAUCAGACAUAAUACAACUAUCUGAAUACAUUUGUUAUAAAAGUUGGGGUUUUUUCUAGUAUUUUCUUUUAAACGGAAUCUUCUUUGGAGAAACUUGGCAUGAAACUUUGACUAUGCGAAGCAGUUGAAAUGGAUUCAAUACACUCUUUGUUUUUAAUAUUAGAAUAGAAAUAAUGCUAAUGGCCAGGGAAAUGUAGCUGCUUUCUGUGAACAUGUGAAAGGAAUAAGCUCAAAGUUGCCUUGAGUGAUGAUUAAUAGAAGCUGUUGUCGAAGAAGAAGAAAACUGAAUAUUGCCUUAUAUUAACAUUGAGGAAGUGAUAUCUGUUCAUAGAAUAGAUAAGACGAGGCACUUUUCACAAAGAUGUUAGAAGCAUGUUUGUGAAGUUUCCUCGUGUAGCGAAGCUGCUGGAAGGAAAUGAAAGCAACUGGCUGUAUAUUGAUGCAUGCCUUUUUAAAACCUUGACACUACAAUUUUAAUAAGUCUCUUUUAAAAAAAAAUUAUUUCCAGGUGAUUGAUGCAUCUUCCUUAAGCUGGAGUACGAGACUGAAAGGCUUUAUAGCUUGUUUUGCUAUUGGCGUUCUGUGUUCCAUUCUGGUAAGAGCUUUCCUUCCCCACCUCAUCAGCUUUUGUUGGAUAAAGUUUGGAUUUGUUGAAUAAUAUCUCCCACAAUGCAAGGCAACCAUUUCCCCCCCCAGCUGCUCAGUAUUGCACUCAGCUCCAUCAUUCCUGAAGGAAUAUAAAAGUUUUGACUCCAUGAAGAGUAAUCAUGGUGACUGAUCUAUCCUCUUUUAUUUUCACAUCAGUUGAGAUAGUGCAAUCUUUUACAUGCUUGCUGUGGAAAAAGUCCUACUGUAGAUUUGUAGGGUUUACUCCAAUGUAAAUGUUCACGGGCGACACCAAUUUUGUACGGGCAUACUUCCUCUUCUUUCUCCUGCAGCCCCUAUGAGUUGUCCAAAUUUUCUCUGGAGGGUUGAAGGACCUUCUGAGGAGGAUUUUAGGGGUGCAAAAGAGGGAGAAAUGCAAAGGGAAGUCCUACAAGUUGUACAAGCAGAAAUCCAUUUCACAUCAUUAGAUGCCACCUUGUAAAUUUUGCAACCUAAAUGUAAUUUGAUGUGGAAUAUUGGUUGCAAGUUUUCUGCACUGUCAUGAGAAGCCUGUUGUUCAGAGAGAAAAUACAACCCAAACCAUCAUAAAUUCUAAGACUGGAAAGACUAAUAACAAUAAUCUCUCUAAUAUCCUUUGUGUAAAUUUGACUGGUGUUUGAUACUUUAGGGAUACUUUCAAGCAACCAACAAUAAGCCAGUGAUUUGUUCUUUUUCAUUCAUAGUUGGGAUAUCAAAUCCUUCUCCAUAGGCAAGUCAUAAACUUGUAUUCAGUCAUUGCCUUGGCUAACACACCUAACCUUCAUGAUACUGGGUACAUGCAGCCAGCAGUUGUUGUUUUCCCAGUGUGGUGAGCCUGGCUUAUUUAUGUGUUCAGAAUGCCAAGGACAGACUGAUUGAAUGCUGAUUCAGUUGAUUGUCUUACUCCCCACUAUUGCAGGAUACUAAAAACAUACACAAAACAGUUACACAUAUAUAUAUAGAUGUGCAUAUAUAAGUGUGUAUGCGCAGUUUAAAACAAUAGCACAUACAUCUGAUUAAUACGAAGCCACUACAGAAAGCAACUUGGGAUCAUGUUGCAUGACUCCCAGCUUGAUGAAAUCUAAAUUUGAAAUAUUAUUGCUUUUAGAUGAAAUAUUAAGAGGAUUUUUCAUGAAAGUAAAGUAAUAGUAACAUAUGCUAUUUUUAAAAUAGGCUUUGACAAAAUAAAACUUAAGGCAACACAUUUUAUGUGAUAAUGGAUGAGAGCAACCAAAAUACUUAUCUUCUCUACAGAUAAUUGUUUUCACAGACUUCUUUUCCUUACAGUGAUGGUGUAUGUUCCUUCUCUUGUCUGUCUUUCCAGGGUACUUGUCUGCUAUGGGUUCCCAGGAAAGGGCUAAUCUUGUUUGCAGUAUUUUACACACUGGGGAAUAUCGCGUCUCUUGGAAGGUAAUCUUCUUUUCCUUGAAUUAGUAGGUUUGCUCAGAAUAUCAAAUAGGUGAAUGAACUAAACAGUUCAUGCUUGAAAUAUAUUAUCUUUCUCCUUUUUCCAUUUUACCAUCAAAAUAUUUUACAAAUGAAAUGUUUUGAUUGUAUCCCUCUCAAUUCUUAUUCCCUGUCUCAUGUUUAUGAUUGGGGUUCAGCGAAACAGUUUAACUCUGUUGGCAUGGCUUCCGUAUUGUUUUUAAUACUAUAUGAUUUUACUACUUGUUUUCCAAUAGAGUGUUCCCUAAUUUUCUCUUAUGAGUUAUACUAUGUGAUUAUAGUAUCUUUGAGGCUAAAGUAUGGUCUGUUUAUGAUUCCUACAAUACAGUAAUGGUAGCAGUUUACGCUUGUAUAAUGUGCAUUUGUGUGUUUUGCUCUUAGCAGAUGGGUUAAAUAAUUUUUUCUUAUAGCACUGUCUUUCUUAUGGGACCGAUGAAUCAGUUGAAAAGAAUGUUUGAACCCACUCGUUUGAUAGCUACAGCUGUUAUGCUUGUAAGUAACAAAACUUUUCUGUUUUAACUUGUAUUUGAAUUGAGAAGGCUAUCAGUGUUAAUGCUUUUUUUAAGGGAAUUUGCUUAAUUUUAAAAUACAAGCAAAUGUAGCAUAUAAAAGUACCUUGUGGUAAAAUAUCAGUAGUCAGAAAACAAGUCAGAAAACAUAGUCAGAAAACAAGUGAUGCAAAACAAAGGCGCAGAAUUUCCAGCAUGUGUUUCUUGUAAAAUAAUAAUAAAAAAUUGUAAGUUCAAGUCUCAUGAACUGAAGGAGCAGUUAAGGGGGGUGUGGGGAACCUCAAGCCCUCUCUACCUGGCCCUCACAAGUCUCCCUAGGCCCCCCCCCAAAAAAAUUUGCAUUCCAAAUGUUUCUGUCUUGAACUCUGGUAAUGUCUCAUGGUCACCUGGCUGGAUGAUGGUGUGUGACUGUGUGUGGAAACUAGCCUACUGUAGAAAGCUAACAUUUACAUUCAGCAUUCCAUUCAUUUUUGCCUCUGGCCUCACACACCACAGCUACAUGGUCUUGGAUUGAAGAAGGUUCCCCAUGGUUUGUUAACUGUGCUAGGAUUAUUCUGUUGGUUCUUCUUAAUAUAGCUUAUGUUGUAAUGGGCAUGUGGGCCUUUUCUAGUGCUUAAUUAUGUGCAUUUAUUUAUAGGAAGGGUAAUAAACAAAUAAAUGAUUUGUAUUCCCAUAUGUCCCCAGCACCUUGUACCUGGAGGGCUAUUGUGUCUGUGUAUAUAAUGAUCCCAUUUAGCUGUCAUGACAAAUGUGUAUCUUUAGACUGCUCCUUCGGAACUGGACUGAUGUUUCUUAGUUACGACUGCUACUAUGUUUGAGAUGGGGGCUUUGUCUUUUCUUUUAUUUGUGCUGGGAUAAGAUACUGGAAAUAGUUUGACAAAUAUAUUGGACAUAUUCUUAGGGUUUUUAUUGACCUCUGAUUCAUUGCAACUAUAUACAGUGGUACCUCGCAAAACGAAUGCCUCUCAAGACGAAAACCUCGCAAGACGAAAUAGUUUUUCGUUUUUUGAGUUGCUUCGCGAGAUGAAUUUCCCUAUGGGCUUGCUUCGCAAGACGGAAACGUCUUGCAAGUUUGUUUCCUUUUUCUUAAAACCGUUACAGUAAUACAGGGUACAUUGCUUGAAGAAGUGCAGUUGCGACUUGACUUCGGGGAGCAACUCAUAGUAUGCGGUGUGGUAGCCUUUUUUGAGGUUUUUGAAGAUUUUUUUGAAAAAAUUGAAACCGUGCUUCGCAAGACGAAAAAACUCGCGGAACGAAUUAAUUUCGUCUUGUGAGGCACCACUGUAGUGUGGGGGUGUCCUUAUGGGUACAUAACCUCCUAAUUAAGUGGAGUAUGAGUAUUUAAUUAGGAAGUUCUGUACCGAUAAGGACACCCCAACUUGAUACACUUGGGGUGUCCUUAUUGGUAUAUUGCUGAAACCAGGUCCUUUUGUCAUGAGGUAGGGGCAAAAGUGUUGCCACAAUUCCCUGGAAAAUCCAAAAUGCAUAGGUCACUCAUCUAUUGCUGAUCCUUGGGUUACUUUAAAUUAGCUAUAGUGUACUUCAGUACUAUUGGGUCAGAUGUGCAGACUGACAGUGCAAUUCUAUUCAUGUCUGCUCAAAAGUAAGUUUCACUUCAGUUCAGUAGGACUUACUGUUGCUAAUAAUUAACUCAGUAUAAGGCCUUCCAAUAUUUGUGUUCUCCAGGUGACUGAUAAACAUAAAAGAUAAAAUACAUUAUGAUAAAAUAACAAUAGCAUAAAACAUGCAGUCUGACAAUUUCUAGCAUAGAGAUGAAUUAAACCAGAUGAUUAAAAAGAAGAAAAAUAUUAGGAUUGCAGCCUGGCACUGUACUCCAGUGCUGAAAAAAACAAAAAACCCUUGUUCAUCUUCAGUUACAGUUUUAAUGUCUUGCUUAUUUUAAGAUUGUCUCUCCUCUCUUUUAGUUAUGCCUCAUAUUAACUCUUUGUGCAGCUUUUUGGGUAAGUACUUGAAUCUCCGAUGCAACUAUGCAUAUAAAUUUAAUGACAUUUUCUUUGCUUGAUUUAUGAUUAUUCCUUCCUCUUUCAGUGGCACAAUAAGGGACUUGCCCUCAUCUUCUGCAUUUUGCAGUUCUUCGCCUUAGCAUGGUAAGUAAUGCGCCCCCCCUUUUUAUGUCUUUUGGAUUGUGAGCCUGAAGGCAAGGACUGUCUUCAUUUUAAAUAUAUAUAUAUAAUAUUUUAAAUUUAUACUGGUCUAUCACCCCAACAUUGUGAAGGCAGCCUGAGGUGUUGGGGAGCACACUAACUGAAUGGAGAUUUCAGAGCUGGCCCUUGCAGGAAUCCACCUCAGAGCCUGGAUGGGUCACCUGAGUGGGAGGAGGGUAACAGCAGAGGAAGGCUCCACCUUCCUGCGGGGGGGUGGUGGCUUCUUCUCCCUCCUUGUCUUUCUCCCUGGCACUGUGGGAAGCUUUUUUGGCAGGUCUAAUGAAACUGAGGCAUGGUGAGGUUGUCCUAAGCAGAAAUUGAGGCAGGCAGGGGGAAAUGUGGUCCUGGGGAGGGAAAAACUGAAAUAAAGAGGGGUGGGAGGAUGCUGAGCACACUGAGUAGAACUGGCUAUCCCCUAGUUUUAAUAUAUGUACAGUGGUUUGAAAAUUUUAGGUGCUUUAGAGAUUAUUAUUAUUUCAUAUUAUUAUUUAUUAAUAGCAAUAGGUUUGCGUACAUGUAUAAUAGGAGAGGUUUAUUUCCUCAUCCUCUCUGUCACAUAUCUUUAUGAAAAGACUGCAAUAAUGGAGCCCAAUGUCCAUAAUAAAUACAUCACCUCCUAAAUUUCCCUCUACCAAUUGCUGUUUGGGAUUCCAUUUGGACAGGAAGUUUCUUACGAAAGUCUAGCUACCUUAAAGUAAGAGUCACCAAGGCCUGGCUGAACUAUUGUCAACUUCUGUUGAUCUUCCACAUUUGGCCACUUUCCUCUUUCACAAGUGGUCUCCAUGUGCGCAGAUGUUGCUAACAAUGAGAAAAUUAGCUCCUGUUCUACCUUUCUCCUGGAAGGAGACUCUACUUCAUGUGGAAAGGGUGGGAGAGGUGAUGGAAACUGAUCCUGACAUGGAUAGUUAAAAAACUAAACUGGAAAGCAAAUGCUAGUUUUAAUUUGUCAGUCACUUAUCAAGCCACAAUAUGUGGUAGACUACCCUUGGCAUGGGCCAUGUGUUAUGCAGACUUGCCAUUGACACUCUGUGGGAAUGUGUGUGUGUGUGUGUGUGUGUGUGUGUGUGUGUGUGUGCCUGUUCUUCCUAAUACAUGUGUUUGUCUUCUCUCUCUUCUAGGUACAGCAUUUCCUUCAUACCAUAUGCAAGGUAAUCUUGACUUCCAUUUGCUUCAGGAGCUACCCAGGUCAUAAAACAUAAAAGGGAAAUUUCUUCUGUGAUAUGGAUGGCUGGAAAAAUCGAUCUCCCUUUAAUGCGUUCUUCUCUGUAUUCUCGAGAUUACUUGCUAUGUGGAAUGAUUGAAUAGAGGAGGUGAAAUAUUUCACUUGUAGGGUUGAUAUAGCGCUGCGUGAUUGAAAAUAUAGAAAGCUCAGCACUCUUGUGAAAUGUGUUUUAUGAUUAAUAAAUCCCAAACAAAUAUUUAUCAUUUAGAUUGUUUAUAUAGUGCCAUUACUGUACUUGAGAAAGUACAAGAGGGUAGGCUCCUGCCCUGAGGGCUUAAAAUAUAUAAUUUGAUAUAAAGAGACAACAGAGGAAGUGGAGGCAGGAGCAAAUAAGGAAAGAAUGUGUGUUUAUUUCAGAUACAUAUUUCACUUUGGUUACAGUAAAGCUUAGGGGCUAAGGAGUGGAACCAUGUUUUCAUGGAAAAUGUUGGUUUUGUGGGAACAGAGAGUGGCAGCAUGAUAUAUUUUUGUUUGUGGCAAAACUACCCAUAGAUCUAUGUUGAAAGUCUUUGUAACAAUUUGCAGACUGGUAGCUAUGUUAGUUUAUUUCAAGAAAAAACAAAGUCUGGUGGUGCUUUAAAGAUUUAAGGUUUUUUAUUAUGGCAUAUGCUUCAUCAGGUGAUGCCACAGAAUUGUUGCUGAGUCCCUGCAGGCCACCCAAAACCUGUAUACAGUGGUACCUUGGUUCUCAAACUUAAUCCGUUCUGGGAGUCCGUUCGACUCCCAAAACUGUUCGAAAACCAAGGUGCGGCUUCUGAUUGGCUGCAGGACCUUCCUGCAGCCAAUCGGAAGCUGCAUCAGACAUUCAGCUUCCGAAAACGUUUGCAAACUGGAACACUUGCUUCCAGGUUUGCGACGUUUGGGAGCCGAUUUGUUUGACAACUAAGCCAUUUGGGAACCAAGGUACCACUGUAUUGCAGAUAGCGCCAUAUACAGUUAGCGGGUUAACCACCACUGCUGAAAAGGGAAAAGAUUAAUGUAGAAGGUAGGGUUAAAUGGCAGUGGAAUGUAAAAGGUAAAAAUGCAUUAUGAGACAGUUGAAUUAGAGCUUGUGUAUGCAAUUUGACCCUUCACAGCAGCAGUGAUUGGUGAUAACAAAAAACACCUUAGCAUUGUUGAGUGAAGUGGCCAUAUAAUUAGAGCAGAACAUUUGCAAAAUGAGCAUGGUGACCCUUCAUACCUAUAGUGGGACAGGAAACCAUUGUCUCUAUUCAGACUCGGAUUAAUAGAAUUGAACUGCUUGAGAUGUUGCAAUUCGGUAGAGAGGAUGGCUUCUGUCCCACUACAGGUGUUAAUUUACCCAGCAGUGCUAAGAUGAUUCUGUUUGUCAAAAAUCACUGCUGCUGUGAAGGGUCAUUGCUUAUACAUUUUAAAUAUUUGUGCGGCUUAUUCAAAUACUUAAGGGGACAGUGUAUUUGUUUUUAUUUUUGCAGGGAUGCUGUGAAGAAGUGUGUCACUGUGUGUAUCACAUAACAGAGACGCAAAUGACUUGGUAAGUAUUGGGGGGGGGGAGGAAAUGUUGUGGUAAAAUAGCUAUAUUCCCAGCUCCUUCUUUUUAAUGCAGUAAUCUCUGACUAUACACUUAAGUAGCAUACGUAAACAUUGCUAGCUUUUUAUUUUAUUUUAUUUGAAAAGGUGUAUUUAAAUCUAGAUUUUCAAGAUAGCUUACAAAAGAGAACCAUAAAACAAAUAUAAACUGUCAUGUACACUGAUGACUCAACUACAUUUGUAAAGCGUUUUAUACGUGUUAUAACACUGUGACACCAGAUGGUGCUGUGGAGGCCCAUUUUUUGCCAACGGGAUUUCCCUGUAUGAAGUUUACAACGCAUUUAACUGAAUCUCUUCUUUGAUAUGUCUAGAUUCAGCCUGUUAGUACUUGAGCUCCAGUCUUAAACAGUCUAACUCAUUUGAGCUUGUUUCUGGAUAAAGUGAGGCAGCUUAAGUGAUUACCUAUAUUUGCUGAGAUGUACCAAAUUUUUGCUCUUUGCUGAUGUCACACUGUAGAAAGAGAAAUUAAUUGCGAGAUGGUCUUUUAGGUGCCCAUAUUGGGUUGUAUCCUAUGCUGCUGUUCUACUUGUACAACUUGAGCAUUGGAACUUCCCCCUUCUCUCUUCUGCAGCCCACUGUACACCUUCAAAAUCUGCUCCAGAAGUUGGUGGAGUGGGGUGUGUGUCUUAUUUCCCAUUGUUAUGAGUAGGCAUAUAUUUUGUCAAUUUUAAAAGGCUUUUCUACAUAUUCGCUGUAGUCUGGAGAUGUGCAUAAACAGAACCCACAGUUUUGCUGGGACUGCAGAUAAAGACCGGUCUGUCAUGUGGAAGAGGCAUAAGCACUUCUCUCUGUGUGCAGAAGCCUCUGUAUACCUAUAAAGCAGGGGUCAGCAAACUUUUUCAGCAGGGAGCCGGUCCACUGUCCCUCAGACCUUGUGGGGGGGCUGGACUAUAUUUUGAAAAAAAAUGAACAAAUUCCUAUGCCCCACAAAUAACCCAGAGAUGCGUUUUAAAUAAAAGCACACAUUCUGCUCAUGUAACAACACCAGGCAGGCCCCACAAAUAACCCAGAGAUACAUUUUAAAUAAAAAGACAUACAGUGGUGCCCCGCAAGACGAAUGCCUCGCAAGACGAAAAACUCGCUAGACGAGAGUUUUCCAUUUUUUGAGUCGUUCCGCAAGACGAAUUUCCCUAUGGGCUUGCUUCGCAAGACGAAACGUCUUGCGAGUUCUUGCGAGUUUGUUUCCUUUUUCUUAAAGCCGCUAAGCCGUUAAUAGCUGCUAAGCCGCUAAUAGCCGCUAAGCCGCUAAUAGCCGUGCUUCGCAAGACGAAAAAACCGCAAGACGAAGAGACUCGCGGAACGGAUUAAUUUCGUCUUGCGAGGCACCACUGUAUUCUACUCAUGUAAAAACACGCUCAUUCCCAGACCAUCGGCGGGCUGGAUUUAGAAGGCAAUUGGGCUUGAUCCGGCCCCCAGGCCUUAGUUUGCCUACCCAUGCUAUAAAGUGUCUUACUAUAAUUUAACUUGUGCUUUGGGAAAGGAAAACAGUAUACAACCUGACUGAUGUAAAGUUGUAAAUGUUGUAAAGGCUUUUGACUGAGAGCUGUCAUCAUUAUUUCAAAAUAUAAUUCAUUGCUUUUGUGCAGGCCAGCAAGAUAAGCACCAUCUCCUUACACUGAAAUGUGACCUUGAGGACUAGAAGGUUUGCACAGUCAUAUGGCGUUUGCAUCUGAACACACCUUCCUAGGGGCAAGGCUAUUAAUCUUGCUAAGUGAACCUGUGAAUCACUGGACAAAGCUACAAAGUAUUCUCCCAAGGGUAAUGAGUUUUGUGAUAAGAAGCCCAAAGAGCAACAAAACAUUCCUUUCACUCGCUUAGCUAAGCCGUUGUGUGCAUUUGGUGCAAUAUUGUCAACUUCAGAUUUUGCUGUUUUGCUGGUGAAAAUGAUAUUAUGGUAAUUGCAAAGUAGGUGGGAUUUAAAUUUACUAGUCACACAUUCUUAAUUUACAGGGUCCAAAGAACAGUUUACACAUUGGCUACUGUGGCCUUAUAGCAAAGAGAUUGAUUUUCAGAGUUCAUUUCUUGGGUCCCAAAGUACUUUUUGUCUCCUACCAUCGUAUAAGGGAACUUAAGAGGAGCUGCCUUCUAAUUGAACAGCAAGCAUGAUUCCUUAUUGUAAUAUAACCGAGACAUUGAUUCAUUGUCCAACCAGCAACAGAAGCAGCAUGAGCAAAUAUACUAGUGGGAAUCAUGAAAGCAAGCAAGUGCCCUUCCAUUUCUGCAAGCAGUUUACUGCCUACUUUUUAUGGUCUCUGAAGUAACAUCAAGACCUCUGCCUUAGUGCUAACAUUGCCUCAUGAAUUAUUUGCCACUCUUGCUGCUUCGGUUUUGCUAGAUUCCCACCCACAUCCAUCUAAAAUAUGACUUUGUACAGCUCUCCCAACUGUGGAGAGGAGGAACAUCUCGUGUUUUUCAACUUCCCUUUCCCCUAUUUAAUCUUGCUGUUUUGAUUUCUGUUUACAUUGUCUGCCUAGCUGAUGAUUGCUUUCAGUUGGAGGGGCUUGUGUCAUGACAUUCUGGCUUCCUAAUAGGACAUUAUCAUGUAAUGAUUGGAGCAAACACCUAGACAUCGGGAAUCUUUGCUGCAUUACACUUUUUUUGAACUGGUGUCAUUAGAUUUUUUUGUCUCCAUUUAAGAAGGAAUGAAGGGUAUUCUCCCCUCCAAAGAAAUACUGUACAGUUAUUCGAGAGUAAUUUGUCCUUUUUUAAUGCUAUCCUAAAGCUUGUGUCUUAGAACUGUCAAUAGAGCAUUUUGGGAAACCUUGAAGCUGCAGGUGUUUGUUUGCAAAAGAAAAGAGCCACUGAACAAAUUCUUUGCUGUAGUGGCUUUUGGGACUGACUGUCUUAAUCUAGUAUACCUCCUAUUCUGCUUUCUCCCAUCAUUGGGCAGAGACUAGCACUUGUGUAUCUGAGCACAGAAAUUUCCUUGAACAACUCUGGAGUACCAGAAUUCACCCUAAUCUUGUCUAAAACUCUCUCUAUAGCUUUUUCAUAGGAUAUUAUUGACUAUUUAUAACCUGGGUUUUUAGGAAGCUUAGUUGUACUGUGCAGCUUUGCCAAGCAAGCACAUUUAGAGAUUUGCAAAAUUAGGUAUUUAUGAGGAUUUUAUAUAUUUUUUUAGAUUCUAGAACUGCAGCUCUGAUGUCAGUAAGCUAUAAAAAUGAAAGUCUGUGAAUUUUCUUGGUUUGAGUAGCCUACCAAUUUACAGUGCGCAAGUGGAAAAUUGCAGCCUUGAUUUAUAAGUCAUGUUGGCAUAGGGCAUUAACGAAAAGGCAUAGGGUUGCCAGUCAUACCCUAAGACAGCUAUUGUUGCACAGAAGGCAGAAUUUCAUCUGGUGUGGCUUAUCUCAUCACACCAGUGCAGUAAGCUAAGGAGCCAGGUAGAAUUUUCUUAAAAGGGACAGGGAUCCUUCAGCAUCUGGGCUUGGUAGCUCAGUACUGGAGAAAUACUUGCAUAGGGAAGUCAUUGCUGAGAAGUGGCAGGGGACAAUUCUGCCCUUCAUCUACUUUUCUCAGAGAUUGGAGGGUCUGGUUUUUCUGUACAGGGGAGUCAUAAAUCCUAUUGGGUCUUUUUAAAAUACCAGCUCUUAUCUUCUUACCAGCUUUUUUAGGCUGGAGACAGACAGUAGGUCUAUUCCUCCUCCUCCCCAAAGUGUAGAAGGCAAUGUGCACAUCACAAGCUGGAACCUUUGUUUCACAUUUUCCCCACAGUCACCUCUGGUAAAAUGGUGCUUUUGCAUUCUUUAAAAUUCUCAAAACUUCCUUGAUUUAGAAGGUCUUCACCCCCAAUGGCAGAUGCUGCACAAUGGUAAUGUAGGGUUUUUCCCCGGAUGUUAAGUGCUAUGCUAGUGUACUGCUGGAACUCACAAAUCUUAAAAGAAGAACUUGAGCAGUUUUGUCAAGUUUCCUUGCUGUAGUAAUAGGUUUACUUUAUCGGGAGAAAGUUCAUUUUUUUCAGAAAUCCAUUUAUUAAAUUUGGAUUAUUAGUGCACUCGGUUUCAGUAUGGAAAGGGGUAGGAUCAGUAGUUGUAUAUUUAGCACAUUGAGACACAUAAGCCCUCAAUGCUGCAUCUCUUCUAAAGCAGCUCCUCUUAAAAUACUGCAAUAUUUAAUUAUGGAAUGCAUUUCAGAUAUUCGUACCGAUACUUUCUAGUUGUAAUUUUUCUAUUUAAAAUCUGUCUUUGAGUAUCUUUCUAAUAUUGACACUGCUGCUGCAUUUAUAUUAAAGAUUUGGGUUUUUAUUCAAAUGUUAAAAUCAAUGUUAUGAUUUGAAUAUUUGUCAUGAUUUGAAUAUUGUUUUUUAACUAAUUCAGUCUGAUUUUAAGUCACUUGAUAACAUUGGACGUAGUUAAAAAUAUUCAGAUCAUGACAUUGAUUUUUAUUUACUGGGACCUUUGCUAAAUGUGGAUUAUGGUGGUAAGACAUAGCUGUCACUAUCUUUGUACAUUUUUAUUUUCCGGGACUUUAAAAUCAUCUGUAUACUGAAUUUUAAAUUUCUGCUAUAGUUACCCUUUGUGUUCUGGCAUAAAGCAUUUUUUCACAUUAUGGAAAUGAUUUAGUUCCUUAUUCUUCUUGUCCUAGAUGUAUAUGGUCACUUUCUCAAAUUAAUCAGUAGCUUGUUCACACUUGUUACAACACUAUUUUAGAUGAACCCAGUCUUGGCCUUAACUACAAAUAUGUCAGUGUCAUAGCUUAAGGCCUUUCAGCUACUAAAUAUAAGGUGGCUUCUUUAAGAUGUACUUUUUUGGAAAACAAAAAAGUGCCUACUUGCACCAUGCAAUAUGACUGCAUUAAUGGAGACUUUUGUAAUAAGGUUUUGAUUUUUUAAAAAGCUUGAAUGGAUGUUCCAUUUUUGUACACUUUUCUUGUUGGCUUUUGUAUUGUACCUUUUGUAUAUGCUGGUCUUUUUUUCUGCCUUAAGAAAAAAACUACUACUUUAUACUACUCUUACUGCACUAUCUCUUCUGUAAUAAAGCUGGUUUCUCAACACAUGUGUACAUCAUUUUUAAAUAAAGUUAGCACUGCAAAACAUUUCAAGAAAGCUGAAAUUUGAUACU